UUUAAGUUGCGAUAAACAGGAGUCUAAUGCUAUGUUUCUUUUUUCAGUUUGGGAGUUUAACCCCUCUCCACAUAGCUGUAUCUAUUCCUGGGGAGGAAGGAGUCCAGAUAACACAGUACCUCCUGCAUUCUGCACCAGAUCUUGAUGCAAGGGCAGAAGAUGGAAAUGAGGUAUAUGGUCCAGACCAGGUUCCUCUGCCUCAAACCAGAGAAACCCAGUUGUCCCGUGGUGUCACUGUGCACCUGAAGAAUGAAGCAGGACCACCAAAAGGGUACUUCUCCUCCUAUUUUGGUCCUGUUCCAGAAGAAGGUGGAAGGAGUGCAUUGCAUAUUGCAUGCGAAAGAGAGGAUAACUGUGAGCAUGCCAGAGAUGUUAUCCGCCUCCUUUUAAUGCAUAAGGCAAAUCCAAACACACUGUGGAGUGGCCAUUCACCACUUUGCUUAGCAAUCGCCAGUGGGAAUGAUUUGGCAGUGGUCGAACUCCUCAAACAUGGGGCUGAUCCAAAUCUGCCAUUAAGCAGAGCAGUAAGAAGUGCCCUCUGUACAGCUGUCAGUACCACAUAUGAACAGAAGAGAACAAAAGCACAGAGGAUUGCUUUGGUUGAUAAGCUGCUUGAAGCUGGCGCGGAUAUCCUUGCACCAGUUACUCUUAGGGAAGGACAGCAAAAAGCAGUGGGAACAGCUGUCGACUAUGCCUAUUUUGAAUAUUAUCAGGUAUGACUUCAGUUCCCGUAACUGAAGAUACCGUGUUCUUUGCAUUCA
This is a messenger RNA of Dromaius novaehollandiae (emu), 761 nucleotides long. RefSeq names its product ankyrin repeat and MYND domain-containing protein 1-like. Lineage: Eukaryota; Metazoa; Chordata; Aves; Casuariiformes; Dromaiidae. Gene Ontology annotation, molecular function: protein binding. The transcript has 5 exons. The record is from RefSeq and is a predicted model, not a curated record. Bases 27 to 719 code for a protein of 230 amino acids.